GGCUGGCUGAAAUCAAGCUGAAUCUUCUCAAUUUUAUUGACAUCGAGCGAAAGCGGGAGCGCAAACUCGACCGAGCUCUCCCACAGACCGCCCAAUGAGUGUGUUGAAACAGCGAAUAUUGCGCUAAACCGUCUGUUUUCAUGGAGGGAUCACUGAAUAGCUGCAGCUCGGGACCCGACGCGGUGACCUGGUGUUCAUCUGAUACACUCACGGCCGACCCAGACAUUGCCGGCAUUGGGGUCAUUAGUUCUUUUAUCGCCUCUUCAUGUCUGGCCAUCAUCAGCACAUGCCUCUACCUCGUGCUCAUCCGCUCCGGCCUCCUUCCGGACGGGAGUUUCGACCCGGCGGCCUGGCAGGCGCGCAACUUCCCUCCCAAUGAGACUUUCAACCCGAUCGACCGCUGGGUGCGCCAACACAUCUGCACCCCGUUCGUCCGUUCCAUCCUCAAGCGGAAGUGGAUCGACCACGCCCGCCUCAACAAGCUCCGGCGCGCGCUCUUCGCCUUUGUCCUGUCGCUCGCCGACAUGCAGCUGGUCGCGGGCAUCGCCAUGCUCACCGCCGCCGUCAUCAAGCUGCACCACGACAGCAUCUCGGUGUACCACUUCAGUAUGGUGACAAACCUAGCUUGGUUCAGCAGCAACGUGCAUCUGCUUGCUCUGUUGGCGAUCCGGACGGAGCUGAUUGGGAGUUUGAAGAUUGGCCGCCGCUGGUUACCGCCCCCGCAAAAGGAUAUGUCGGUGUGGGGGAGGGCAAGAUCGGCAUUUAGCUGGGGAGGAGAUAUUAUGGCACGGGUCAUCUGUAUGCUUACCCUGGCCGCGUUGCUAUUGUACUGUUCGUAUGUGUCUGGGGCCGAUGGGUGGAACGACAACUACCACUGUCCCGCUGCCUGUGCAAAGGGGAGGGAGAAGGGAGGCGAGCCACUCGCAUGGAUGGUGGUCAAUUUCGCUUUGGUGCUGCUGACGUAUCCGGAGAGAUGUCUAGCCUUAUGGCCGGCGGUGGGAGCAUGGUGGAUCGACCGGGCGAGGCAUCGGAUUGUUGACAACAAAGGCCUGGCGAAACCAGACAGAGACCGGGAGAUACGGCCAUGGCGGAAGGUAUUUGCCUGGUUCUGGUAUGUCGGGUCCUCCGAAACCAUAAGUAUCGCCGUGGAUGGGUUUCUAUGGUUCGCCCUGGGCGUGUAUUGGACUUUUGACGACAGGAACAGCGUCCACAACGAGUGGAAAGACUACACGGAUAUUGGAAAGGAGAAUGAUGUGGAAGGAUUUGGGCAGUUGGUGCCUCUUCUACUCCUGGGACUUCCGUUCUUGCAGGUCCUUGAGAUGUACAGCGGACAAUCGAGACAGGUACAACGCGAGGAGCAGGAGGAAAACGAGUUGCGGGCAUUAGCAAGGACACGGCUGAACAUCAGGAAGAUGCGACAAAAGCACAAAAGAAAUGCUACUAGGCCGGGGUGCCCACCCAACUACCGCCUAGUCCAUCGCCACCGUGCUCGUAUGAUUGCUCGUUGAGCCAUCUAGUCCACAUGAUGCGGGAGAGCGGGACUGCCUGGACCACUUCGGGGGGAGAAGGGUGCCAUAACGGCUUUGGCAUGGUCUCACCUGGACUCUCGUUUCAAUGGCCUAUCCUCUUGGUUGUUCUUCAGCUAUUCUUCAGCUAUACGCCCCGCGUUUUUCUAUCUCUUCAAACAAAUCGUGGUUGGACCAGGGCACAGGCAGUACUAGUGGUGCGCAUUAUCUAACGACCAACGACCCUCGAAGACUAAGGUACCUACGUGAUAUGCAAACGCUGGUGAAAAAGAGAAUA
Molecule: messenger RNA, 1803 nt
Organism: Chaetomium fimeti
Lineage: Eukaryota; Fungi; Ascomycota; Sordariomycetes; Sordariales; Chaetomiaceae
Exons: 3
Coding region: 141-1508 (455 amino acids)
Source: RefSeq, a predicted model, not a curated record